This is a messenger RNA of Haemonchus placei, 423 nucleotides long. Lineage: Eukaryota; Metazoa; Nematoda; Chromadorea; Rhabditida; Trichostrongylidae. The record is from the annotation of a GenBank genome assembly.
AUGUGGCAAUCACCAGUGUUGGUCUUGUUGACGAUGUCAGCCUGUUUCGCCUAUCCGGCAUCCGGUGGCCUGGAUGUGGAAAACCUUAGCGCUGGUGGCAAGAAAUUCUUCAUGGACAUGACCAAGCAGGUGAUGGGAGUGCCUUCGUUGAAACCGGAAAAUCUUGCUGCUCAAACAUUUUUCCGCAGUUUCCUCGACAAAUAUACAAAAUUAGAUGAUAAUAUCAAGAGAGAUAUGGAACAACACAUACCAACUGCCACAAAAAUCUUUAAUCAAGCAGCAAAAAAGUACAACGUCGAUCCUCAUCAGGCCUUCCAGAUUCUGUCCACAUUCUUCGAAAACUUCAAGAAAGGCGCCAGUGGUAAUGUUGCACAGCAAGGCCUAAAGAUGGCUGGAAAGCUAUUCGGAAAGAAAGGAAACUAA